Molecule: messenger RNA, 1202 nt
Organism: Carcharodon carcharias (great white shark)
Lineage: Eukaryota; Metazoa; Chordata; Chondrichthyes; Lamniformes; Lamnidae
Gene: rwdd3
Product: RWD domain containing 3
Exons: 4
Coding region: 193-951 (252 amino acids)
Biological process (GO): positive regulation of hypoxia-inducible factor-1alpha signaling pathway; positive regulation of protein sumoylation
Molecular function (GO): protein binding
Source: RefSeq, a predicted model, not a curated record
AUCUGAAGGAACGUGUUCCUGCCUGCUUAAAGAAUGUGCUGAAAAUAACAUGAAUUUUUUGAAAAAGUUGCAUUUAUUUCUGCCUUGCCUUUAUGGGUGUUUUCUAGGAUUCUUGAGAUGGGGGUGAUGUCAUUGCAUGCGUGAUUAUAUAAUCAUGGAACCAUUGCUAGCGAUCCUGCCGCCAGCUACAAUAUGGAGACAGUGGCUGACCUGACAGACUUUGCAGGGCAGGUUACUGCCUAUGAAUCCGAGGAGAUUACUUUCCAAAUCCAUACCAUCUGUGAACACCAUGCAAAGAAAAUCCAGUUAAACGUCACUUUUCAGUUAUCGCCUGACUAUCCGUCGUGCCUUCCAGACAUCUCCAUCUGCUCAGAUCAGCUUACCCGCAAGCAGUGUUGUGAUUUGAAACAAAGCCUGCUGCAAUAUGCAGAGACUCUCCUUACACAGCCUAUGGUUUAUGAGUUAAUGAUGCAGCUCCAGCAGAAGAUUGAGGGUGCCGUUGAACAAGUCACAGGGGACAAGGUCAAUGAAAGUGACAAUUCGCAGCAGCAAUGCAAUGCAGAUGAAGCUGUGUGGGUGGCACUUGUGCAUUUAGAUCACAUGAGAGCCAAAGCAAAGUACAUCAAAAGCAUAGAGAAGUGGACUUCUGACCUCAGACUCGGAGGCAGACUGAUGUUCAUGGGCAAACUCAUAUUAAUUCUUUUACAAGGAGAGAGGAAAGCUAUCAAGGACUAUCUAGUUCUCCAGAAAACCUCUAAGGUGGAUGUGGACUCCAGUGGAAAGAGAUGCAAAGAGAAGAUGAUAAGUGUUCUCUGUGAAGAAAAGCUUCAAGCAGGGCAGCUCAGGCUUACAAGAUUUGCUGUGAAAGAGUUUACAUCAGGGGCUGAGUUGCAUCAAGAAUUUGAAGCUCUGGGCUUGUCAGGCUUGUAUGACAAGUUUGUAAGAUUUUAAAAGGCUCCUGCAAUGGACUUAAUAGAACAGUACAAAUGCACAACGCUGUGACUUUGUGAGGAAAGGAGAAUUUCUAUAUGUCUUAGUUUCUUUCACCUGAUGAAGCCAGCAUUUCAGCAAUGUUUGUUGACCAUUCAAAUCCGUGAAAUUUGAACAUAAAACUUAAUGAAAAGCUUUGCAAGAUAUAGUUAAAAAAAUGUUGAAUACUUGUUUGUUUGAAUUUGUUAAUAAAAUGAAUGGAUUUAAAUGUA